GCGUGCGUUAUACUAAAUGGAACGAAGAAAACAGUUUGCUUUGUAAAAAUGUUGAAACAGCUGAUGUCCAGUGAAUUAUUUUUUAUUUUUUCGACUAUAGUAUUACUUUUACAUCUAAUUAGCCCCGUAUGGACUGCUAAAAUACUUUUGGUUGCACCAUUUGAGGCACAAUCGCAGUGCAUCCUGAUAACGCCCUACAUAGAGGCAUUGGCCGAGCAUGGCCAUGAGUUGACUGUGAUACAUGCUUAUGGACAUUGUGGAGCUCUUGAAAAUGUUCGUUAUAUAUACAUUAAUCCACGUUCGAAUUCAUAUCCAGAUUGGAUUGGUGAAAAUUUUUCGGGUGUACAUAAUAAAUGGAUUGAAGUAACAUCUAUACGAACAUUUAUGUUAAAACUUUGUCUUCAUUUAAUGGAGAACGAUACUGUGAAAGAUUUACUGAAUUCGAACAGUAAAUUUGAUUUGGUUAUUAUUGAUCCAUCGCAUAUGGAUUGCAUUUAUGGAUUAGCCGCCCAUUUUAAUGCUACGCUUAUGGGCAUAUCAAGUUGUGGAUCUGAUUGGAAUUUAGAUACUUUGAUUGGUUACACUUCAUCGUCGAUAUAUGAACCUAUAUUGCCAAUUGGUUUUAGAUCGGCUGAUACAUUUCUGGAUAGACUCUACAAUUGGUUUUACUUAUCUGAAGAAUGGUUACUCAUGCAUUUGCUCUUCUUGCCCAAAAUUCGUAUGGUGCAUAAUCACUUCUUUGGACAUUUAGAUCAGAGUUUUACGGAAAUUCGCCAGAGUUUUUCUCUAAUGUUAUUGAAUCAACAUUUUACAAUUUAUCCGGCACGGCCUAAUGUACCCAAAAUGAUUGAAGUAGCCGGAAUGCAUUUGCCAAAAAGUACUCCAAGUUUGCCUGAUGAUUUGGCAGAUUUUAUUGAUACAGCCCCGCAUGGAGUAAUAUAUUUUGCUUUGGGCGUUGAAAUGCAAAGCAAGGAUUUACCAGAGGACACACUUCAAAUGCUUCUUAAUGUCUUUGAGGCUUUGCCUCAGCGAGUAAUAUGGAAAUUUGAAACACAGCCGCCGCCAAAAGUAAGCAAAAAUAUCUACAUAGAUGAUUGGCUGCCUCAAAUGGCCAUUUUGGCCCAUCCAAAUGUGAAACUUUUCAUUACCAAUGCCGGCAUGCUAAGCAUAAUUGAGACAAUUUAUUAUGCCAAACCAGUAAUUGGUUUACCGUUAUUUUAUGAUCAAUUCCGCAACUUACAACGCAUUUUGGAAAAUGAUAUGGGUAAGAUGUUAAAUUUAAAUACAAUGACAAGUGAAGAGGUAAAAAAUAGUAUUCACGAAAUGAUACAAGAGCCGCAAUAUCAGCGGAAUGCCUUGGCCCUAUCACAGCGUUUUCGGGAUCAGCCUAUGCAUCCUUUAGACACGGCGAUUUAUUGGACAGAGUACAUUCUACGGCAUAAGGGAGCACCACAUAUGCAAGUCUCCCUCUCCAAUAUGAAAUUUAUUGACUACUAUUGCUUGGAUAAACUUAUAUUGAUAGCAUUUCGAUUUUCCGGCAUUAUGGGCAUCAUGUAUUUUGUACUAUUGAAAUCCAAAUGUUUAUUAAAAGGGUUAACAAAAAUAUAUACUGGCAUUUGGUGUACUAUUACUCACCAUUUCGGUAGAUAAAGUUUUAGCCUCUUGGCAAUGAUUAUUGUCAUAAAUAGUAUCAAUUAUCAAAUCGAAUCUUUGUCUGCAGGCGAGCACUGAUAAGGUCCACAAUUUAUAGUAUCUAAUCGUAAUAUAAGUAGAAAUGCUAAUUGCAAUGAAAACAAUUUAAAAAGAAAACAACAACGAGGACCCGAAUAUACCCGAACAAACGCGAACAAGAAACAAUUGUGUUGAAAUUUAGUCUACAAAUAAAAACUAGUUGCUGACCGAUGAAUAUGGAAGUUUAUUAGUAGUUGAAUAAAUGAUGUUGUCUAUGUCCACACUAUAAAUAUUUAACAAAUUGUCCAAUACAGAAGUGUGUGAAAUUAUAUUCAGAUAAAAACAAAGAGAACCUGUUUAAUUGCUUCAAUCGGUGCGAUAGGUGCAAUGUUAUAUAGAUAACGAUAAAAAAAAACCCUUUGAUUCAACGAAUUUGUGACCAGUUACUUGCAUAAAAAUUGUUCUUUAAAAAAGGCAAAUAUCGCUAGUUUUUAAAAAACCGAAUGUGAUCAUAUAUAAAUGAUAAAUGAUA
This is a messenger RNA of Drosophila willistoni, 2203 nucleotides long. It is a transcript of the gene Ugt304A1, whose product is annotated as UDP-glycosyltransferase UGT5. Bases 49 to 1650 code for a protein of 533 amino acids. Gene Ontology annotation, molecular function: UDP-glycosyltransferase activity. The transcript has 2 exons. Lineage: Eukaryota; Metazoa; Arthropoda; Insecta; Diptera; Drosophilidae. The record is from RefSeq and is a predicted model, not a curated record.